This is a messenger RNA of Theileria parva strain Muguga, 682 nucleotides long. Its product is annotated as Mitochondrial ribosomal protein L27 family protein. Gene Ontology annotation, cellular component: mitochondrial large ribosomal subunit. Gene Ontology annotation, molecular function: structural constituent of ribosome. Bases 373 to 630 code for a protein of 85 amino acids. NCBI's taxonomy places the organism in Eukaryota, Apicomplexa, Aconoidasida, Piroplasmida, Theileriidae. The record is from RefSeq and is a predicted model, not a curated record. The transcript has 3 exons.
UCCAAUUUCCAAUUUCCAAUUUCUAAUUUCUAAUUUCCAGUUUCUAAUUUAUAAUUUAUAAUUUCCAAUUUCCAAUUUAUAAUUUAUAAUUUCCAGUUUCUAAUUUACAAUUUCUAAUUUAUAAUUUGAUUAAUUUAUUUUUGGUAAAAUUUUCGGAAUGUAUCUCGUGUGCCUUCGACUGAAGAAUCUUCUAAUGUUACUCAUUUACUCCAGAGAAGUCCUCAGCUUCUUAUCAAAUCACUAAAAAUCAACCAACAAUUCUUCCAACAAUUCUUCCAACAAUUCUAUUAUAAUUUAUAUUAUAAUUUGAUUAAUAUAAUUGAUUAAUAAUCGUUUGAGAAAAUUCUAUUGAGGGAUUGAAGUUGAUGGAUUAUGUUUUUGUCUGUUUGUGUAUGGGCGAGGUAUGGUUCGAGUAAGGGCCGUGGCCCUCUCCUUGCCAAAUUUGCCCCUAUCGGCUUUAAGAAAGGCUUCGGCGCCGUCGGUCUCGGACGACACACCAAAAAAGGAUUUUUCUUGAUAAAUAAGAUGUUGGUCCCGAAUUUGCAUGUCCCUGAGGUCAUGAAUGAGAAUCUGAAGCCUUACGUGUCACCGAAGACGCCCAGGCUCAGGCCAUUCAGGCAUUACCACUGACCCAAACCUACACCUUAAAACCAAUAGAUUUAAUCUAUUACAUGUAAAUUCA